Molecule: messenger RNA, 4882 nt
Organism: Synchiropus splendidus (mandarinfish)
Lineage: Eukaryota; Metazoa; Chordata; Actinopteri; Syngnathiformes; Callionymidae
Gene: fam91a1
Product: family with sequence similarity 91 member A1
Exons: 24
Coding region: 218-2713 (831 amino acids)
Biological process (GO): intracellular protein transport
Cellular component (GO): cytoplasmic vesicle; trans-Golgi network
Source: RefSeq, a predicted model, not a curated record
CGAGCGUGACGAGAAGCCCGUUCGAAAAUACAACACGGAAGUGAAGGUUCAUUAUUAGGCAAAACAUUCGGCGGACAAAGCGUCCUCUUCAGUCUCUUCCCGCAGUGUUCGUCCAUUCGGUGCCGGUGAGACGGGUCAAGCCACCGUGGACUCGCCCGAGAGCCCGUGUCUGAUCAUCUCCGGGGAAAUCCGCCGUCAAUCCGCGAGCUAGCUAGCGAUGAACACGGACGUGGAAUUCCACAUCAGGCAGAAUUACCCGUGGACGAAGCUGCCAGCCAAUGUCAAACAGAGUUUGGGCAAUUCCCAGCGUGAAUAUGAGAAGCAAGUGCUGCUCUACAGCAUUCGGAAUCAGCUCCGGUUCCGCAAUAACCUAGUGCGCCAUGUGAGAAAGGAUGAACGUAAAUACUACGAGGAGCUGCUGAAGUACAGCAGGGACCACCUGAUGCUGUACCCCUACCACCUAUCUGACAUCAUGGUGAAAGGACUGAGGGUCACUCCCUUCUCAUAUUACACUGGAAUCAUGGAGGAUAUUAUGAACAGCGAGAAAAGUUAUGAUUCGUUGCCCAACUUUACAGCUGCUGACUGUCUGAGGCUGCUGGGCAUUGGGCGAAACCAGUAUAUUGACUUGAUGAACCAGUGCAGGUCCUCCAAGAAAUUCUUUCGCAAAAAAUCAGCUCGGGAUCUGCUUCCCACCAAACCAGUCGAGAUUUCGGUGGAGCCGUGGUGGGUAGCACAGACAGGAUACAUCACUGAAGAUGACAUCAGGGUCUGUUCUUCAGCAGAGAAGAAAGCUAUCGAUAAGAUGAUUGAUUCUGGUCCUCAACUUGCCGGAACUAUAGAGUUCAAUGUGGUUUUAAGUUUGUACAACCGGGGCUUCAUCUACUUGGAUGUUCCCAUAUCCGACGACAGUUGCAUCUCAGUGCCUCCAUUGGAGGGUUUCGUCAUGAAUCGUGUGCAGGGAGACUAUUUUGAAACCCUUCUUUACAAAAUCUUUGUGUCUAUUGAUGAGCAGACAAACGUAGCAGAGCUUGCAAACGUCUUGGAAAUCGACCUGGAUUUGGUUAAGAAUGCUGUGUCCAUGUACUGUCGUCUUGGCUUUGCUGUUAAAAAAGGUCAGGCGAUUGGCUCCGACCAGCUGCACCCCACCUGGAAGAAUGCACCCUCUGUCAACAGACUCAAAGGUACCAUGGAUCCCCAAAAGAUGCUGCUGUCCUGGGAGCAAGGCAGUCCUGUCAUGGAGGGAGGAUCUUCUGCCACUGACACCGACACCACCAGUCUGGAGGACCAGGCGGACACAGCCAGCGUCAGCAGUCUGAGUAUUCCUGCUGCUCCCACCAAGAGGAUCGCUUUCCUGUUUGACUCUACUCUCACAGCUUUCCUCAUGAUGGGAAACCUGUCCCCGAACCUGAAGAGUCAUGCAGUGACCAUGUUUGAGGUGGGCAAACUCUCAGAUGAGACUCUGGAUAGUUUUCUGGCAGAGUUGGAGAAGGUUGAGAGCACAGCUGAAGGCGAAGCACAGCGUUACUUUGACCACGCGUUGACCUUGAAAAACACCAUCCUCUUUUUGCGCUAUAACAAGGAACUCACUCAGGACCAGGGACCUGAUAUUCCCAAUAUAGGUUUCCCUUUGGACAUGUUGCGCUGCGAGAGCCUCCUGGGUUUGGACCAGGCCACCUGCAGCCGUGUCCUCAACAAAAACUACAAGCUGCUGGUCUCCAUGGCUCCACUCAGCAACGAGAUCAGGCCCAUCAGCAGCUGCACGCCUCAGCACAUUGGCCCAGCUAUCCCCGAGGUGAGCUCCAUCUGGUUCAAACUGUACUUGUACCAUGUGACCGGCCAAGGCCCGCCCUCUCUGCUGCUCUCGAAAGGUUCCAGGCUGCGCAAACUGCCAGAAAUAUUCCAGGUCUAUGACAGGCUGUUGAUCACUUCCUGGGGUCACGACCCUGGCGUUGUUCCCACCUCAAACGUCUUGACCAUGCUGAACGACGCCCUGACACACUCUGCUGUUCUCAUCCAGGGACACGGGAUGCAUGGACAUGGAGAAACGGUUCAUAUCCCCUUCCCAUUUGAUGAAGAGGAUCUGAAAGGUGAUUUCUCUUACUCCAACAUGUGCGUACACAAGGCGCUGCAGAAGUUGAAGGAUCAGGUGGAUCUGGAACAUCAGUGCGGCUACAUCACAAUGCUUAACUCAAACAACCGUCACCGCCGUCGACCCAGUGAUGCCACCGAGUGCAGAGGUGACACUCACCUGGGUGGAGGUUUUGACACCAACGGCAGCACGGAAUCUUUUGAGUUGGUGACGGAGGAGACGAAUGGAGACGGCAAAGGCAAAACUGACACUCUCUCAUCCGAAGAUGAGUGGGUUCCUCUCGACCUCUGCUUCGGAAUGCCACUCUUCAGCUCAGAGCUUAAUCGCAAGGUGUGUCGAAAGAUCGCCUCACACAAGCUUUUCAGCAGCGAGAGCCUCCAAGAGUUGCUUCAGUCCAGCCGAAAAUUGUCGCUGAAGGUGUUGAGCUUUGUUCAGUCAUUCCAGGAUGGCAGUCAGACUGCCGACCCAGACAGUGGCGUGUCCAACCCUCUGAGCCAGCCAGCCGCGGAGGCGGGUGUGCCCCUGCCUGCCCUCAACCUCCUCUACAAGGAUGGGCUGCUGCAGGAGUGGAGUGGGCGGGCCCCUCCACCUCUGGACAUCUCCGCUCUGCACAAGGACACGUAAAAAAAAAGCACUUCCCCAAACUUCUUUUGUGUUCGUGAGGAAAAUGUCACUUCUCCUUGAGGGAAAUGGUGUAUUGAAGUCGAGACCUCAGACCCGCCAUCGUUUCCUGUCGAGGGGGAAAUUCCUGCCAUCUUAUCCCACUCCUGUCAGCAUCCCGUCGAUCACCCCGAGCCGGCACUUCUGCGUGAUGAUGCAGCAGCUCCGCUUCUGACCCCCUGACCCUUUGGCCCUCUGUCUGUGGUAAAGCAGUGUUAUUGCCAGAGUGGUGCUAACAUCAUCACCGUUAAUGACUGAUGCAAACAUGGAGGUCUCAGCAAAACCACUUUCACUUUAAUGUCAGGGGAAGGGCGUUUUUAAAGUGGCUGACAUUUAGUCGAUGUUACAAAACACAAUCAUGGAAGCAUGUGUGCUUUGACCGUCAUUUGUUCUGGAGAAACGCAACCAACGUGUGGUUGAUUCACUGAAUUCCGGCAUUAAAGGGCAACAAAUGACAUUCCAUAAUCUUAUAGCGGUAAAAAUGCUUUGAGUAUUUUGUUGAAGUGUGUUUUUGAGCAAAGAACACAGAACUUUUCCUUCAUGAGGAAAUGUUAUCUCAGAUCCAUCAGCCUUUCCAUUUUUUGAGGAUCAUUUAUCAUUCCGUUUUCAAGUUACAAUCACACAUUUGAUCCUGAAGUGACCAGUUGUAAACUUGUGUUUGUCUUAUGAGAAGUCAGUUUAGUCAGUCUCUUUGCAUUCUAGCAUUAAACUGGAUUCGCUGUUUCUCAACUCGUGUCAGUUCUUUGUCACAAUGAUGAGCAGCGAAUUCACAGCUGAGAAGGUUUUUAAUAAUUCUGAUGAACUUUUGACGGGCCGCGCCGUCAGCCUCUUCCUUCCACAUUGUUGUGAAUGAUUUCCUCUGAAGCGAUGAGUCUAUGCUUCUGGCCCAUUUUGGUGAAUAAAUGUCGGUUCUUCCUCUUUUAAAAUCAUUGUAGAGGUUGUGUGCUCUUUAGUUGUGAGUCAUUCCCAGUCACCCUUAAACUUCUGAAAGGACAGUAGUUCAUUGCACUGUACACUAAUCCCAGUGGAAUUUUCUAUUCCUUUCUGGAAUCUGCACAAGAUUUUACCGUUGGUUCUUUGUGUGAACAUUUUUGGACACGCCAAAGAGCAUCUACUUUUAAUUACUGACUUUAUUUUGAUGCCUUAUGAAGAUGCACCAAUCUUUAGCUAAAACAUGUUUUUUUUUUACCGUUUUAUUUGACACAUUGAAUCGAGCAGGUCAAACUUUGCAUUUAUUAGAUGAAGAACAUGAAGACAUGUUUUGAAGCGGCUUGCAGUCGCCAGCUCUCUCGUGGCUUCAUGUUAUUUAUGCCUUUCUUUUUCUUCUUCUGCCCUCGGGGGAUUCUGUUUACAACAUUCCGCAUUUUACUUUUAUAAAGAUAAAAUGGGCCAAAGCUGCAGACGUUUUCAGCCCCGAUGUUUUGAAAAUGUUCUUCGCUCAGACGAACGGCCCCAAAAAGGUUUCACUGAAGGAUUUUUUUUUUUUCAUAUCGCCGACUUGUUGUUUCUGAAAUGUGACUUAGAACAUAAAAAGGUCCAGUUGAAGCAUGAUGGCCGUGUAGAAACUGUGGUGUGUAUGUAUGUGUGCGUGUGUUUGUUAUGUAUGCGUGUGUAUCGUAUACCCCACUCACGUUCUCCACAUACGCCGUCACAGUAUUCCUGCCUGUCUGUUUCGUUGAAGUACUUGACCACUUCUGGUAUCACCCAUCCAGUGUUCUUUUUUUUUUUUUUUUUUUUUUUUAAGGUGACAUUGAUAGGAAUCUUUGUUGUUGCUUGUUUCAUGGACUUAAGAUUUUAAGAAGCUUGUGGAGUGGAAUGGGUAAAGAAAAAUAAGCGACAUUCCGAAAACAUGCACAUCCCCCAUUCUGCUCCCGAUUCAUGUUGAUGACGAUGAAUAAAUAUGUAAAAAAAAUAUAUAUGAAAUUAUAAAUAAAUAUCUAAUGAGAUGACUUUCUUCCGUCGUUGAGAUUGUCGUCAUCUAUUUUUCUCCAGGCAGAUCUUGUUUGUUGUUUCCAUGCCAGGUGGAACAGAUGGUCCGCAAGACGCUGCGCCGGACACUUGGCCCAUCUGCCUCAAGAGUCCACUCGAGCGUUUGAGGUAAUUGGACACUAGGUUGCAGUUUUAAUGUCUGAA